Pseudozyma hubeiensis SY62 is the source of this 3942-nucleotide messenger RNA. RefSeq lists its product as hypothetical. Gene Ontology annotation, molecular function: mismatched DNA binding; ATP binding; ATP-dependent DNA damage sensor activity. The record is from RefSeq and is a predicted model, not a curated record. NCBI's taxonomy places the organism in Eukaryota, Fungi, Basidiomycota, Ustilaginomycetes, Ustilaginales, Ustilaginaceae. The transcript is spliced from 2 exons. The coding region runs from base 1 to 3942 and encodes 1313 amino acids. Gene Ontology annotation, biological process: mismatch repair. Gene Ontology annotation, cellular component: MutSalpha complex; nucleus.
AUGCCGAGUAAGGCGGCACCCAGCUCCAAGCAGUCGACGCUGCUUGGCUUCUUCUCCAAGGUUGCUCCGACACCGGCCAAAUCAUCGCCCGCUCAGAAUCCUCCCGUGCAGAGAUCUCAGCAAAAGGGCUCAGAUAAGGAUGCACCGGGGUCACCGAAAGCGGUCAAAGCAGCCAAACCCAACACAUCUCAGCCCCUCGACACACCGCCGCCAAGCGAGUCCAGAUCCAGCACUCGAGCAUCUCGACCAUCAUCCCAUGACGAUACGCGCCAGGGCGAAGCAAGCCGUCCGCCAUCGUCUUCUCCUACACUGCACCGCUCAAGCUCACUGUCGACCGACAGCCUCGUGACCGCUCCACAAGCUGCUUUGGUAGCGAACAAAUCCUCCGACUCUGACGAUCUCACGCCUCCGCCCAGCAGCCAAGGGGACGACAUGGAUCCCAUGGACGUCGACGAUGCUGAAGAUACCGAACAACCACUCUUCCGUCGUCGCGCUGCAGCCAAGCGGCCCGUCACAUACGCCGAGUCCGACUCUGAAGGCGGCGCGGCAGUAGAUUCCGACAGCGAGGAUGACCUUCCCAGAACCUCCGGCAUCCGCAAGCGCAGCUCGGCCAAGCGAGCUCGCAAAACCCGCGACGAGGACGAUUUUAUCGUUCCGGACGAUCACGAAGAUGAAGAAGAUCUCCCCAUGGACGCAGCCAGCGCUUCGGAGGUCGACGACAAUCCAGACAGCGAGUACGGUGGUGAGGCAGACUCUGAUGACGAGCCAUCGAAACCCGCCAAAGCCAAAGCAGGCAGCAGGAAGGGUGCAGGCGCCUCGACCUCUGCUGCCACUGUUCCACCGCGCGCCACGGGCUCCAACAUGGCCCUCAACGCUUUCAAAUUGGGCAGCAGCUCAUCGCCCAGGUCCUCCCUGCAAGGCGGCGGCAGCAGCAACACAGCUCGCAGCGGACCAUCGGCGUCCCUCUCUCACCUCACCAAAGCGGAGCGUCGCCUGAUCGAAGAGAAACGCAAGAAGGCGGACAACGAAGAGGCCUACAGCUUCCUUCUCGAUUUGCGCGACAAAGACGGCAACCGCCCCGGCGAUGCAGAGUACGACUCACGCACCGUUUACAUCCCCAAGUCAGCCUGGAAGGAUUUCACACCUUUCGAGAGACAAUUCUGGGAGAUCAAGCAGAAUCACUGGGACACGGUACUCUUCUUCCAAAAGGGCAAGUUCUACGAGCUCUACGAGGAGGAUGCGCUUAUCGGUCACCGCGAGUUCGAUCUCAAGCUCACCGACCGGGUCAAGAUGAAGAUGGUCGGCGUCCCUGAAGCUUCGUUCGACAUCUUUGCGGCCAAGUUCCUUGCUCUCGGAUACAAGGUCGGUCGCGUCGAUCAGACCGAGACCGCCGUGGCCAAGGGCAUGCGCGUCGGCGAACGCUCGCGCGGUGGUGGAUCUGAGAUCGUCAACCGCGAACUCAGACAUGUCUUGACCAGCGGCACCAUCGUCGAUGCCGCAUCGUUGCCCGACGACCUCAACAGCUACUGCGUCUCUAUCAAAGAGUCCGCCACAGCCGGCCGCAACGGUCCCAUUUUUGGCGUAUGCACGCUCGAUGCGGCUACCGCCGAAUUCAACUUGACCGAAUUUGAAGACGACGAGUCGAGGACCAGGCUCGAGACCCUGCUGCGUUCGCUGCGACUCAAGGAGGUGCUUCACGAAAAGGGCGGCCUCACCGCGCCGACGCUGAGGGUCCUUCGCUGCACGGUUCCGAGCGCCGCUCAGAUCACCAUGCUCAAGCCCGGCGUCGAGUUCUUGGAGCAAGAGACUACUCUGCGCAAGCUAAACGCCCUCUUCAAUCCCGACGUGGAUGCCGAGGCCCGUCUGGACUCGCUCGAUCCUGUCGACCCAUCCCUUCUGCCGGAGGGGAUCGCCUCCAUGGUGGAGCGCCCUUCCGCCAUGUCGGCUCUCGGCGGCAUGCUCUGCUACCUGGCUCAGCUCAAUCUCGACCGCGACCUCUGCUCGAGCCGCAACUUUAACAUUUUUGACCCGCUUCGACAGGACAAGUGUCUUGUCCUUGACGCCCAGUCGCUUACGCAUCUCAACGUCCUGCAGAACGACGAGGGAACAGACGAGGGCACGCUCCAUCGUCUGCUCAACCGCUGCGUCACGCCGUUCGGAAAACGUCUUUUCAAGAUCUGGCUCGUCGCUCCGCUGGCAAGCUCCGACGCGAUCAGAGCCCGUCAAGAUGCUGUCGAGGAUCUGCUCCAGAGUUCCUCCUUUGCCGACGAGUUCGAGACGUUUGGCAAAGCUCUGCCGGACAUUGAACGCAUCAUUCCGCGAGUACGCGCCGGCAACUGCCGACCGCGCGAUUUUACCACGGUGCUCAAGUCCCUGGCGCGCUUCGAGAAGGCCAUCAAGCAGCUUCGCAACCAAUGCGAAGGUUUCGCCACCAACGUCGUGGACACGCUUCUGCAGUCGGUCCCGUCGGUGUCCACGAUUGCCCGCGAGCUGCAAUCGAGCUUCAAGAUUACCGAAGACGGCUCCUUCACGCCGAUCGAGGGCGCUUUCGAACCCUUCGACCGCGCAGAGGCGGCCAUCGCCGAGGUAGAGGCGCAGCUCGAGCACGAGAUCGAGACGUAUCGCAAACAGCUCAAGCUCGCUUCGGCCAAGUGUGCCUGGAAGCAUCUCGGCUCCAAGGACAUCUUCCAGAUCGAGGUGCCCGUUGCCAUCAAAGUGCCGAGCAACUGGACCAAACUCAGCGGCACCAAGGAUCGCAACCGCUGGUACUCGCCCAAGGUGCGUGAUCUCGUGCAAGAUAUCAAGGAGGCGCGAGAGACCCGCCUCGCUGCGCUCAAGCAGUUCCAUCGGACCCUCUUCUCCAGCUUUUCCGAGCAGAGCGACGUGUUCCUUCGAGCCAUCAAGACGAUCGCAGAGAUCGACUGCCUGCUCUCGCUGGCCAAAGCAUCGUACGCCAUGGGAGAGCCUUCGUGCCGACCUGAUCUGGUCGAUAGCGAGACGGCGCUGGUCGAGUUCGAAGAGCUGCGCCACCCCUGCAUCGCAGGCGACAACGUCGAGUUUAUUCCAAACGACAUUCGACUCGGCGGCAAGAACGAUGAGCUGAUCAUCCUGACAGGUGGAAACAUGGCGGGUAAGAGUACCACAGCGCGCACAAGCGCUACCGGCGUCAUCCUUGCCCAGCUAGGCUGUCGUGUGCCAGCGUCGAGCGCACGUCUCUCGCCCGUGGACCGCAUCGCCUCGCGAAUGGGUGCCAACGAUCAGAUCUUCCGCAACAACAGUACAUUCAUGGUUGAGAUGCUCGAGGCGUCGCGCAUCAUCAACGAAUGCACGCCCCGCUCGCUGGUCAUCAUGGAUGAGCUGGGUCGAGGCACCAGCACGUUCGAUGGCCAGGCCAUCGCAUUUGCUGUCCUCCACCAUCUCGUCAGCCGCACACGCUGCCUGGCCUUCUUCCUGACGCAUUACACCAAUCUCGCCUACGACUUCAACUCGUACUCGCGCGUCAGUAACAAGCACAUGCAGGUCCUGGUCGACGACGCCAAGCGCGAGGUAGUCUUCACGUACCGUCUCGUGGAUGGCAUUGCCGAGUCGUCUUACGGCACACAAGUAGCAGCGCUGGCAGGAGUGCCGCACGAGAUCUGCGAUCGAGCGGCAGCCGUCUCGAAGCAGUUCGCCGACGCGACCAAGGCGAGUCAGGCCGAGAAGAACAAGAGCGCGAUCCCGCUGGCCUUGCUCAGCGACUUUGUGCACCUCUUCAAGCUGGCCGGAGAGCAGGCGCCUGCGUCCAGCGACCGAAGUGCUGAAGCCAAGGCGCUGACGACGCUCUCGCAGCUCGACAUCAUCCGCUCUCAAGUAGCUGCGCUGGACGAUGGGUCAUCCUCCGCCGUCACCGCACCCAAGUCAUCCAAUAGCGCCCCUCCAGCUCCCACCUCGACCUGUACGUAG